Dentiscutata erythropus is the source of this 2370-nucleotide messenger RNA. The record is from the annotation of a GenBank genome assembly. NCBI's taxonomy places the organism in Eukaryota, Fungi, Glomeromycota, Glomeromycetes, Diversisporales, Gigasporaceae.
AUGGCUUGGGUACAUGAACCUCCAUUUUUAAGGGGGCAAACUAAGCAUACAAUGCAAUUAAGUCCAAUUAAAGUAGUCAAAGCUCCAGAUGGUACCCUAAACCGUGCCGCUCUUGCAGGUGCCUCAUUAGCGAAGGAGCGAAGAGAAUUACGUACGCAGCAAGCGAAUGCAGAAUUAGAUUCAGUCCCAAAAGAUAUAAAUAUCCCUUGGUUAGAUCCGAUGCCUGAACCAGGUGAACGUCAUUUUGCUCAAGAUUUAAGAGGAAUUGCUGCUGGUCGCAAGGCUGGUGAAGUACCCGAAUGGAAACGAGAAACUUUCAAUAAAGCAACCAGUUUUGGCAAGGUCACAUCAUUAUCCAUUCAAGAACAACGACAGAGCUUACCUAUAUAUAAAAUGCGUACACAACUGAUUAGUGCUAUUAAAGAGAAUCAACAACUAAUUAUAGUAGGUGAUACGGGGUCAGGAAAAACAACACAAAUGACACAAUACCUUGUUGAAGAAGGAUUCGCAGCUCGUGGCAAAAUCGGAUGCACUCAGCCUCGUCGUGUUGCCGCAAUGUCAGUGGCGAAACGUGUAGCUGAAGAAGUCGGUUGUCGAUUGGGAGAAGAAGUCGGUUAUACCAUUCGUUUUGAGGACUGUACUAGUCCAAAUACACAAAUUAAAUAUAUGACUGAUGGUACAUUACUCAGAGAAUGUUUACUGGAUCCUAAUUUAACCCAAUAUUCUGUUAUUAUUUUGGAUGAGGCACACGAAAGGACUAUAAACACAGAUGUGUUAUUUGGUUUACUUAAAAAAACUCUUAAGAAUCGACCAGAACUUAGAGUAAUUGUUACUUCAGCUACAUUGAAUGCUGAAAAAUUUUCAAAAUACUUCUAUAAUUGUAUGAUUUUCACUAUUCCUGGCCAAAACUUCCCGGUCGAGGUUCUCUACACCAAAGAACCAGAAACUGAUUAUUUGGAUGCUGCAUUGAUUACCGUCAUGCAAAUUCACCUUUCAGAACCACCAGGUGAUAUUCUUCUUUUUUUAACGGGUCAGGAAGAGAUUGACACAGCGUGUGAAAUUCUUUACGAGCGUAUGAAAGCCCUCGGCCCACAAGUUCCAGAUCUAGUGAUAUUGCCAGUGUAUUCCGCUUUACCAAGUGAAAUGCAAUCCCGUAUUUUUGAACCUGCACCUCCUGGCAGUCGUAAAGUAGUUAUAGCGACAAAUAUAGCAGAAACUUCAAUCACUAUUGAUGGUAUCUACUAUGUUGUAGAUCCAGGGUUUGUAAAACAAAAUGCAUAUGAUGCUAAAGUCGGAAUGGAUUCUCUUAUUGUGACUCCUAUCUCUCAAGCACAAGCAAGACAGCGCUCUGGCCGUGCAGGUCGUACAGGACCUGGAAAAUGUUAUCGACUUUACACGGAGGCUGCAUAUAGGAAUGAAAUGCUUCCAAAUCCAGUACCUGAAAUUCAGCGAACAAAUCUCGCCCAUACCGUGUUAACACUCAAAGCUAUGGGAAUUAACGACUUAUUACAUUUUGAUUUCAUGGACCCUCCACCUGUUCAAACACUUCUUACUGCGUUAGAACAGCUUUAUGCUCUUUCCGCCUUGGAUGAUGAAGGCCUGUUGACAAGAUUGGGUCGUAAAAUGGCAGAAUUUCCUUUGGAACCGCCACUAUCAAAGAUGUUGAUUCUUGCAGUUGAUCUUGGUUGUUCUGAUGAGAUUCUUACAAUAGUCGCGAUGCUUUCUGUUCAAAACGUCUUUUAUAGGCCUAAAGAAAAGCAAGCCAUUGCUGACCAAAAGAAAGCAAAAUUUCAUCAACCUGAAGGGGAUCAUCUAACUCUUUUGACUGUCUAUAAUGCAUGGAAAGCUAGUAAAUUUUCGAAUGCUUGGUGUUUUGAAAAUUUCAUUCAAGGGCGAAGCAUGAAACGGUGUCAAGAUAUUCGCAAACAAUUAUUGGGUAUCAUGGAUCGAUAUAAACAAGACAUUAUUUCGUGUGGUAGAAAUUAUAACAAAGUUCGUAGAGCAAUUUGUGGUGGAUUUUUCCGUCAUGCAGCAAAAAAAGAUCCCCAAGAAGGUUACAAGACAUUAGUUGAAGGAACUCCGGUGUAUAUACAUCCUUCCAGUGCAUUAUUUAAUAAGGGCCCAGAAUGGGUUAUAUAUCACGAACUAGUGAUGACAACUAAAGAAUAUAUGAGAGAAAUCACUGCUAUUGAACCCAAGUGGCUCACUGAAGCUGCACCUACGUUCUUCAAGGUUGCUGAUGCAAAUACAAUCAGUAAACGCAAACGAGGUGAAAAGAUCCAACCAUUAUACAACAAAUACGAGAAACCAAAUGAAUGGAGAUUAAGUCGUGUUAAAAGACAUCAAAGAGUUUCGCAAACAUUCGGUUAA